Molecule: messenger RNA, 1156 nt
Organism: Strongylocentrotus purpuratus (purple sea urchin)
Lineage: Eukaryota; Metazoa; Echinodermata; Echinoidea; Camarodonta; Strongylocentrotidae
Exons: 3
Coding region: 97-642 (181 amino acids)
Source: RefSeq, a predicted model, not a curated record
CAGUCUCGAUCCCUGUAUCACCAUGAGAACGCUCGUUGUCUUCGUCCUGCUCACCCUAGCCACGUUCUCAUCGGCCCAGGUUAUCGGCUUCGGCGGAUGCCCCGACUUCAGACCGGCCGUCGAGUUCGAUUUAAACCUCUACGCGGGGCGCUGGUACGAAAUCGCCCUGUUCUACAACGCCCCCAAGAGGGUUUGCGAUGUCAAUCUAGCAGUUACACGGUGAAAGACGGAUAUUAUUUCUACACCAAUGAAUCGGGAAUUGAUCCUUACGGCAACGCCUAUUCAUACCAGAUCCCAGUUUACAGGUCAGGAGCGGACCCCAACAACGUGACGAUACUGUAUUAUGCCAGUGAAACGACUCCAGGUGAAUUCAAGGUUGUCUUCGUCGACUACCAAAGCUACGCCAUUCUUCACGACUGCAACGAGUACCUGUGGGGGUUCAUGAACGUCCAGAACAACUGGAUCAUCGCCCGUGAUCGUACGAUGUCGGAAGACGACUACGACGACGCCCUCCGGUACCUCGCCUCAAUGGGCGUCAACGUGAGGAAGUUCAAGAAGGCGGACCAGGAGGAUUGCCCCGUCUACCGAGACGUACCCGAGCAGGAUGAAGAUCCCGAGAACGAGGACGAGCCGAGGAAGUAAAUACAUGUAGAAUAGCUUACUUCCGUUUGGUUGUACGACACAGGCUCCGGUGAUAAUUGCUAUGCGAUCAGCAGCCUACACUAUCCGAAUCAUUACCUUCACCCUCGGAUCAAACAUUAUAGGAUUUCCUAACCCUAUAACCUUAAGCCCACCUGCAAACACAACCCUAACCUUAUAUCUUUGACUCAAUAAAACCUGAAGUAUGUGUCGGAACAUUUGUAAACAAGUAAAUCAUUUCUAUCCGGAAUUAAUUAAUAUCAAAUCAAACGGUUUUUCAUCCAUUGAAUUAAUGAUGCUAUUUUUUUUAAAUAGUUAAAAAGAAAAACUAAAUAUUUGUGUAGACAUGACCAUUAAAGUUAAUUGAGAAUAAAUAGCCUUCUUCAUAAAGUUUUUAUAAUAAAAUAUUAUAUGUCAAACAAGGAGACUUUAAAAUAUCGCUUGUUUGCAUUUUUUUAUAAAUCAUACUUUAUAUAUGAAUGAUUGAAAUUAAAUUAUUCUGUUGAACUAUAUAAUU